AUGUCACUCGACAGAUUGAAACAAGCAACGUCCCAUAUUACCGGACAGGUCGCGCCUCCACAUCCUUUUGACCCUCUCAGCGAACAUGAGAUUGAAGCAGCCGUCGCACUGGUCCGGAAGGAGCACAGUGAUGUCUUCUUCAAUGCCGUCACAUUGUGGGAGCCGCGGAAAGCGGAGAUGAUGAGAUGGCUCAAAGACCCUGAACACACACCGCGCCCAGCCCGUGUUGCGGAUGUGGUGUGCAUCGGGAGAGGAAGUAAAGUCUUUGAGAGCAUUGUCGACUUGACCGCGAGCAAAGUCCUGAGCUGGGAAAAGAAAGACGGUGUUCAGCCACUUGUAGGUGUUUACCUUCAGAUUGUUGAGUCUGUUGUCAGAAAGGACCCGAAAGUGAUCGAGCAAUGUGGAAUCAUUGGCAUCCCACCGGAAGACAUGCACAAAGUCUACUGUGACCCAUGGACGAUUGGCUACGAUGAGCGCUUUGGCACAAAUGUUCGCCUCCAGCAAGCGCUCAUGUACUACCGGCCACAUGUGGAUGACAGCCAGUACACAUAUCCACUCGAUUUCUGCCCGAUCUACAAUUCAGAUACCCAGGAAAUUAUUCACAUUGAUGUGCCACCGGCCCCACCAAACAACUACCAUGCGGCAGCUAUCGAAGCAGAAGGUGGAUUCCGCAAUGACCUCAAGCCGAUCAACAUUACACAACCGGAGGGCGUAUCUUUCAAGAUGGAUGGCAGGUAUAUCACCUUUGCCAACUGGAAACUCCACAUUGGCUUCAACUACCGCGAGGGCAUGGUCCUCUCCAACAUCACUUUUAACGACAAGGGCACCGUGCGUGACACUUUCUGGCGACUGUCACUCGCUGAGAUGGUUGUCCCGUAUGGCAAUCCCGAGCAUCCGCAUCAGCGCAAGCAUGCUUUCGACCUUGGCGAAUAUGGCGGUGGUUACAUGACCAAUUCGUUGAGCCUGGGGUGUGAUUGCAAGGGUGCAAUUCAUUACAUGGAUGCUGCUUUUGUCAACCGCGCUGGUGCAGCGACCACAAUCAAGAAUGCAAUUUGCAUCCAUGAAGAAGAUGCCGGGAUCCUGUUCAAGCACACCGACUUCCGAGACGACAGCGUUACUGUGACUCGUGCUCGUAAGCUCGUCAUCUCGCACGUCUUCACAGCCGCCAACUACGAGUACUGCGUUUACUGGAUCUUCCACCUCGACGGGACGAUUCAGCUUGAAGUUAAGCUCACCGGUAUCUUGAACACAUAUGCGAUGAAUCCAGGCGAGGACCUGCAUGGCUGGGGUACCGAAGUGUACCCAGGUGUGAACGCACACAACCACCAACAUCUCUUCUGCAUGCGCAUCGACCCGAACAUCGAUGGACCAGAAAAUACAGUCUUCAUGGUCGAUGCGAUGCGAGGUGAUGGCGAGGUCGGCAGCGCUGAGAACAAAUACGGCAACGCUUUCUAUGCGAAGAAGACGAAGCUCAGCACCCCUGAGCAAGCAGCAACCGAUUACAACGGAGCCACCAGCCGCACGUGGGAGAUGUGCAACGAGAACAAACUCAAUGCAUACAGCAAGAAGCCAGUGUCGUAUAAGCUUGUCAGUCGAGAAGUUCCAGAGUUGCUACCAAAGCCGGGGAGUUUGGUGUGGAAGAGAGCGGGCUUUGCGCGCCAUGCUGUGCAUGUAACAAAGUACGACGACGCCCAAUUGCACCCCGCUGGCCGGCACGUACCCCAAACCUCAGGCGAACCAUCUCAAGGCAUACCAGCCUGGAUCGAAGAGAACCCUAACGCAGACUUGACGAACACCGAUGUCGUUCUGUGGCACACUUUUGGCAUCACGCAUUUCCCCAGCCCAGAGGAUUUCCCGGUCAUGCCUGCUGAACCGAUGACGUUGCUGCUUCGACCGCGCAAUUUCUUCACGAGGAAUCCGUGCUUGGAUGUGCCGCCUAGUUAUUGCAGUGUGCCGAGUGGUGUUAAGCAGGGAGGUGGGCUGGUGGAUAAGUUGAGUAGGUUGGCGUUUGAAGAGAAGAAAGAGGAGUCGGCGACGUGCUGCUCGGGGGAGAAGUUUGGGGCCGUCCCAAUCGUUCAUUCCACGGACAGCAUCCUUUGCCUGAGCUUACAGCAUGCUCCCGCAACCCUCACCGCCAUCCCACUACCCACAAUGCCCCGCGCAUUCCCACCCGUAGAACAAAACGCCCUCCCCGCCCCGCGCCGCCCCGUCCCCAAAAGCCCGCUCUCCGCCUCCCUAAUCGAAAGCAUCGCCGGCUUCAGUGCGGGCGUCGUAUCCUGCCUCGCCGCACACCCUCUCGACCUGCUCAAGAACCGGCUGCAGCUGAACACCACUUCGCGCUCACGGCCCGGGGAUUCCUUCCGCAUACUCUCGGCUGUGGUGAAAGAUGAGGGCGGUGUGAAAGCUUUAUACCGCGGCUUGUGGCCAAAUCUACUGGGCAACAGUUUGGGCUGGGGCUUGUAUUUCUUGUUCUAUGGAAAUUUGAAAGAGGUGUUUCAGAGGCGGAGAGCGAAGGGCGAGCAUCUUGGUAGCGCGGAGUUUUUCUCGGCGAGCAUUAUUGCUGGUUUGUGCUGUCCUUCUUUGGUGGGCGCAUGCACCAACCCUAUCUGGGUCGUCAAAACGCGCAUGCUCGAGCGCGGCGCAAACCACCCCUCGGCGUACAAAUCCAUGUCCUUUGGGAUUCGCCACGUCUACGAAACGCGCGGCUUGAAAGGGCUCUGGGCGGGCUUCAUCCCCUCGUCGCUCGGCGUGCUGCACGGCGCGGUACAAUUCAGCAUAUACGAGAAUAUGAAGAAGCGACGAGGCAACCAAUUAGGCGGGCAAGACCAGCUGAGUAAUUGGGAAUAUGUGUAUAUGAGCGGCGGAAGCAAGCUCUUGGCGGGCGCUAUCACGUAUCCCUACCAGCCGAUUAGAGCGAGGAUGCAGCAGUACAAUGCGGCGCAACAGUACACGGGGCUGCUGGAUGUGUUGCAGAAGACGUAUAGAAACGAGGGGUUUUUGGCGUUUUAUAAAGGAGUCAUUCCGAAUACGCUGCGAGUUAUUCCGACCACGAUUGUUACGUUUGUUGUGUAUGAGAACACGAAGUUGUAUCUUCCCAAAGUGUUCAACGAUGAGGAAGAGAUGGCUCAUGAUGAAGAUUGA
Molecule: messenger RNA, 3141 nt
Organism: Parastagonospora nodorum SN15
Lineage: Eukaryota; Fungi; Ascomycota; Dothideomycetes; Pleosporales; Phaeosphaeriaceae
Exons: 8
Coding region: 1-3141 (1046 amino acids)
Biological process (GO): amine metabolic process
Molecular function (GO): copper ion binding; quinone binding; primary methylamine oxidase activity
Source: RefSeq, a predicted model, not a curated record